Messenger RNA from Acanthoscelides obtectus, 3391 nucleotides. The record is from the annotation of a GenBank genome assembly. NCBI's taxonomy places the organism in Eukaryota, Metazoa, Arthropoda, Insecta, Coleoptera, Chrysomelidae.
UCGCAUAAUGGAUGCGUCAUCUUUUUUUUCGUUGACGUUUGACAAGCAAAAAUAAUUGUAGGAGUUUCUCUUUCAGCUUUUUUGUUAUUCAAAUAUAUUUUUGUGCCGAAAUGGUUGAUAAAUUGGUGAAUAGUGAGGCAAAUGCUAGGAGGAUAGCGAUGGUGGAGAGCUGCUUUGGUAGUUCAGGACAGCCAUUGGGUGUGCCAGGCAGAGUUUUGGUUGGGGAAGGAGUAUUAACAAAAAUGUGCAGGAAAAAGCCCAAGACAAGACAAUUCUUCCUGUUCAACGAUAUUUUAGUAUAUGGUAAUAUUAUAAUCAACAAGAAAAAAUAUAACAAGCAACAUAUCAUUCCACUUGAAGAGGUGAAAUUGGAGAGUUUAGAUGAUGACAAUCAAUACAAAAAUGGCUGGUUGAUAAAAACAGCAUCAAAAUCGUUUGCAGUGUAUGCAGCUACAGCUGUAGAGAAGUCUGAGUGGAUGGCACAUAUAAAUAAGUGCAUUGAUGAUCUUCUCAGAAAAAGUGGUAAAAAGGCAGUAUCCGAACAUGCAGCAGUUUGGGUUCCAGAUACAGAAGCUUCAAUAUGUAUGCACUGUAAAAAAACACAGUUUACUUUGAUCAACAGAAGACAUCACUGCCGUAAGUGUGGAGCUGUAGUUUGUGGUCCAUGCUCGAAUAAACGAUUCCUUCUGCCUAGCCAGAGCUCAAAGCCGUUGAGAGUGUGUUUACACUGUUACAAUGCCCUUACAGCAGCGUCACAGAAAAAUCAAAAUUCCAGUACCGACUCGACACAAAAAGGCAUAAAUGCAGACUCAUCAGGUGAAGAAGAUUCGGAUGACGAUGAGGAAGCAAAUAAAACUCAACCCGAAUUCCAUGAUAUGUUGUUUCGGAGUCACUGUCUUGGUUAUACUUGUUGAAAUGUUCCGAAAUUCUAUGGGGAUAACGAAAAAGCUGAAUAGUCCGUCAACUGAAAAGUCGCACUUCCAUAAAAAACGAAUCACUUGAUAUUCUUAAAUCUGUUUAAUAAUCCUACGUAGCUCAGAAAUAACAUAUAUUUUUAAUAUAAGGUCACUGUGUAAUUAACACGACAUUGUAGAUAAUUUUUUUAUGAAAACGUGUGUGACUAUCGGAGGAUGCAUUCUCUAUCGUAUCGCGAUAGUUCGUAGUACCUAGAUGACAUAUUUCUAUUUAUACAAGCAGGGCCGGCUUCAGAGUUUUGUGCGUCCCCCAAAUUAAUGUGAAUUUUGCGCUCCCCAUGACAUUGCGCCCUGCCCUGCCUUGCUUACCGCCUGUAGCCGGUCCUGUAUACAAGAAGUGAAAACAUGUCUGAAGUUUUCAUCUGUAUUGCUGGCCAUACUCACACGUUCUUUUGCGCGGAAAAUCGUGCAGCGCCUGAAAAACACGUGUAAAAUCAUUUGUAUUAGUAGGCCAUGAUGGAUGCUUAUCAAUUUUUUCUAAGUGCGUCAUUUUUUUUUUCGAAUCUGGCCCAGGCAACUUCACACUGCCACAAAAACGUGCAUAAUGUUGUCCAUCUUUACUAGCAAGCAUAGAUUUUAAAAACAUGAUAAUUUGUACUUGAAAAGGAAUGUGGUAAAUCUUGGAACUUAUGUAUGGGCAGAAGGCAGAAUUUUUUUCUGCCGCGCUGUACUUUCGCACACGCUCGAGAACGUAUGUGUAUGACCAUCUUAUAGUCUGCACUUUGUGAAGUUCACUCUAAAUGGAGUUCCGGUAUUUUCACCCUUUCUGGCCAUCAUCUUUUGGAGUAUCGAUAUUUAGGGAUUCAGGUACCGCAGCAAAAAGUUAGUAUUGUAUUAAAAAUAGAUUUGUCAUCUGGAUACUCUAUGUUAUAAUUGUGGUGCUCAGUAUUCUUAUGAAGUACAGAUUGCCAAUUAAGACAAUUCCUAAAUUAAAUUUUGUAUAUUAAUAAUAUAUUGGUGUAAUGUCAUAUUAUUCAUUUAAAAGUAAAUCUGAUGUAUAAUAUGGAUAUAAAUAUUUUUAUUUUUCUGAUAAAUUAAAUAUGAGUGUAUUCUAUAGGCGAAGAUGUGUUGAUUAUUUAUAUAUGAAUAAAGAUUUAUUUUUAUUUUCUAUCUUAAGAGUGUAUUAAGUAUAAAUAACCAAAAUAUACCAAUUUCCAGCCAUCCGAUAGGAUUAAAAAAAAAUGAAAUACCUAUUUUGCAUAUUUAAUAAAAUCAUAUUUAGAACCUACACAAUACUCACAAAUUUCGGAAAAAUUGACUUGCGGAAUUUUGUAUGAUAAUAGUGCAAAAAUCUAACAAACAAAAAGUUACUUUGUCUCAGGAUCCACUGCAUAUUAUACUAUUUCAAGAUUGUAUAGUAAAUGAUUAUAGAAAAAGAAUAUGUUUUCUGUCAAGAAUAUGAUUUUGUAAACUUGGAAUCAAGAACGUUUUAUCAAACAUUCUGAAUCUCACAGUUUUACGAGUAAAUUAACCUAUAACAGGAAUAGGAUCACCUAAUGUAAGUUCAUCCACUUAAAAAUGUCUGUAAACAUCUUUACCAGCAAGCAUUGAUCUUUCUAGUUUUUAUGAGGUAUACUUUAUCUGAAGUCACUUGAAACACUGUGAAAUACCGGGUGCGUUUUAUAUAUCUAUAUUUAACACGCUCUGUUGCUGCAAAAAUCGACAAAUUUCGCAGCAAAUAUCCCCCGUAUAAGAGAUCAAAGGCAGUUUCACCGGUCCACGUGGAGUAAAGCACGCCUAUGCGUGGACAUAGCCAAUGAGAAAGCGUUUAUUUCAGAGCUCGGAACAAGUGCAGGUGGCUACUGAAAAUUGAAACAGUUUAGCCAGUGCCGCGUAGCGGUGAAUAAACGUGUUUUCUUUAGUCUGUCCGUGUUUUUUCAUAGAUUUUAUUAGUUUGUGUGUUUUUGACUUUUGAAUAUUCAGUUUACUUGUUGAUUUAAUUGUUGUGUUGAUUGUUCUUGUGUGUCCUAAAUAUGGCUCUUUGGAGACCUUGGGAAAAUGCUCCAAGCCACGAGGAGAUGGUUGAUGAACCUGUGCAGGCAGAAUUCUUUCAUAAAGAUUUAGAGGAACAUACCCAAAGAGUAAUCCUAAAUAUGUAUGAUUGUCUGAAAAACGAAAAUCCAGAUUCCUCGCAAAUUCAAAUUUUAAACAGACUUUGUAUCCUGACAAAAAUCAGUCGGUCUACCAUUUAUCGGGUUAUAAAAAGGGGAGAUGUAGUCAACCAUUCCUUCCACAGAAAGCACAUAGGGCGAAAAUUAAAAAGAAUAGACGAGGGUUUUCAGGAAGAUAGUCGUCGUAUAAUACAGUAAUACCCCGGACUUACGCGAUAGGUGGGUCCGAACGGUUGCCGUGUAAGUCGAAUUCGCGUAAGUCGGGGUUCAAUGUUGCAUAUAAAUACAUAUAAAGUUUGUUUAAUC